UCGACGUGUCAUCAAAAUAAAACUUGUCUACAGACAUCCAUGAAUGCUUUUGUGAUUGAGACCCUUUAAAUAAAUUUGUGUGAAUUUUAUUGUAAAGAUGAUUGAAAUUACAGCAAAGCUAAUACGUGAUCAAAGUGCAGUUUUCUUGUGCGGAGAAACAGUGGAGUGCCUGAUAACAUUCACAAAUCCUACCCUUCCCGAACACAAAAUUAGCCAGAGUAAUAGUGAUAUAGUGGAAAAUUUGGCGUGGGCAACAGUACAAAUCCAUUGCUAUUGCAAUUCCACCGUUCAGGAUCGUGGUGGUGUUGGUUCGGAAACGGUGGUUUCUAUGCAUAAGAAUGUUAGCGGUUCGACAUCCCUGAACGCCAGCAAUCAACUGAAAGGAGAAGUACUAAAAUCCACUGAUCCUAGAAUCCUAUUUUGCGACCUACGUCUAUCCCCGGGGGAAUCCAGACAAUUUAUUUUUCGCGAAACAUUAUCUGUAAAUACCCCACCAACGUACCGAGGAGUGAUGGUAAAAUACUACUACAAGAUAACGGUGGCCACUCAACGCGUUGGUUCCACGGUCCAAGCAUUGCAUAUUCCAAUUCGUGUGCUUCCAUUACCGCCCAUCAAUUGUAGCGAUGAGGCAAUCACAUUGAAUGAUGAAUCCAACGAAGACCUUGCUCCGAAUAAUCCAUUCAUAGAAAGAAAAAAAGCUCCUUCAAAAAUUGAGUACGCUUUGCAUUAUCUCCAGAACAUUACUGCACGAAGGAGGCCGAACUUCUAUCUGAUUUCUAAUAAAAGAGGCAAAGUUGGUCGAUUUUGCUUAUUCAAACCGAUUUACAAACUGGGAGAGGACAUUGUUGGAACGCUGGAUUUUAGUUGCGGAACCGUUAAAUGUGCGCAACUUUCGGUUACUUUGCAAUGUGAGGAAAUCAUAAAAAAGAGAAAUCCGAAACCGAUGGAACAACCAAAUUUACCUGGGCAAGAUAAAAACAAUGUUGCAGUCCCUGUUGGACGCAUUACAAACUAUACAAAACAUCACGAGGUAUGUCUUGGCUUACUACAAACCCAGAUGAUCAUAUCCAUCCCAUUACACGUUACCCCGACCUUCGAAACUGACCUGGUGGAUGUACGGUGGCGUCUCCAUUUUCAAUUCGUGACCAGCACCAACGAUGAGCUGAAUAUGGAAACCAAUAAGGAUACGCUGGAGUGGCAAGCGCCUACAGAUAUUUCCAUAGAAACCAUGAUCUGGAAUCUCCCGGUGACAAUCUACCCCACAGCACCCGUUCAGAUCCCGCAAGCUAGUGGAACAUUUACGUUAAACAUAAAGUAGGAUCUGAUUCCAAAUAUUAAUAUUCAAACCCCAUUUGAUUUUCCAUGAUACUCCCCAUUUCUUCGCAUAUUGUGAUUAAAUCAUACAUCAUUAUUUUUGGUGAGAAUAUAAGAAUAGGUGCUGGUAACUGAAAAAUUAGGCAAAAUUUUUCAAAAUCAGUUUUACACAGCACAUGUUGCCAAAAUCGAACCGUACUGAAAAUGUUAAGCAAAACAGCCCAAAUAGGGCAGUGUCGAAACUGCACCACACUUGAAUCAGACUACAGUACGCAGUACAUAUAUGCAUUUUUGAACAUUAAAAAUAUAUUUAUCUUUUGUGUUCCCAAAAUCAAAUGGGGUAUUUGAAUCGGUUGAGCCUAUGCUAAUAGAAGAGGGACAAUUUCGAAGAAGUUAUGCAAACUGAAAAACGCUAAAUACAAUUAAUAUAGUUACUUUAAUCUGAA
Armigeres subalbatus is the source of this 1760-nucleotide messenger RNA. RefSeq names its product RAB6A-GEF complex partner protein 2. The record is from RefSeq and is a predicted model, not a curated record. Gene Ontology annotation, cellular component: Ric1-Rgp1 guanyl-nucleotide exchange factor complex; Golgi membrane. Lineage: Eukaryota; Metazoa; Arthropoda; Insecta; Diptera; Culicidae. The transcript is spliced from 3 exons. Bases 98 to 1318 code for a protein of 406 amino acids. Gene Ontology annotation, biological process: retrograde transport, endosome to Golgi.